Messenger RNA from Cucurbita maxima (winter squash), 1189 nucleotides. Its product is annotated as nicotianamine synthase-like. The record is from RefSeq and is a predicted model, not a curated record. The transcript is spliced from 2 exons. The coding region runs from base 57 to 1028 and encodes 323 amino acids. Gene Ontology annotation, biological process: nicotianamine biosynthetic process. NCBI's taxonomy places the organism in Eukaryota, Viridiplantae, Streptophyta, Magnoliopsida, Cucurbitales, Cucurbitaceae. Gene Ontology annotation, molecular function: nicotianamine synthase activity.
AAAAAAAAAAAAAAAAAAAAAAAAACUCUGCUUUCCUUUAACCUCAUAGUGUCGACAUGGUUAGCGAAGAAGAAGCUCUAAUCCAAAAGGUGGUGGAUUUGUAUGAGCAAAUCUCUGGCCUUGAAAGCCUCAAACCUUGUAAGCAUGUCGACACUCUGUUCACAGAGUUGGUGGUCACGUGCAUGCCACCCACCAGCCCUAAUUUCCACAUCAAUUCACUCUCAAACCCUCUUCAACAAAUGAGAUCAAAUCUGAUCCGCCUUUGCGGCCAAGCUGAGUCCCUUUUGGAGUCCCAUUUCUCUGAUCUCUUAGCCAAUUUUGAUUACCCUCUUCACCAUCUCCAUCUCUUCCCUUACUUCUCCAAUUAUCUCAAGCUUAGCCUCCUUGAAUUCUCCAUCCUCCGCCGCCACUGCCCCAUCCUCCCCUCCUCCGUUGCCUUCGUCGGCUCCGGCCCUCUUCCUCUCACCUCCAUCGUCCUCGCCACCCGCCACCUCCCCUCCACCUCCUUCCACAAUUAUGAUCUCGACCCACUUGCUAAUUCCCAGGCGUCAAAAUUGGUAUCGGUGGACUCGGACCUGAAGACGAGGAUGGUGUUUCACACGUGCGACAUCAUGAAAGUGACGGAGGAGUUGAAGGAGUACGAGGUUGUGUUUUUGGCAGCUCUAGUAGGAAUGGAGAAGGAGGAGAAAUUGAGAGUGAUAGAGCAUUUGUGUGAGUUCAUGGCGGAAGGGGCUUGUUUGAUGGUGAGAAGUGCUCAUGGAGGAAGGGCUUUCCUUUAUCCUGUGGUGGAGGAAUGUGAUUUGGUAGGGUUUGAGGUUCUAUCGGUGUUUCAUCCGAGUGAUGAAGUUAUAAACUCAGUGAUAAUUGCAAGAAAAAAGAAGAAGGAUGAUGAUUGUUUGAAGAUUGUUGGUGAUGAUAAUCAUGAAAAUGGUAUUGAAAAUGGUGUUGUUGUUCAUAACAAACAAUGUUGUGAUCACAUUCAUGGCUUCAACAAUCAUGGAGGAAUGAUUGAGGAGUUAGCUGAGUAGUAAAUGAUGUUAAGCUUAUGUGGGUUUCUGAUUAUGUUCACGUUUUAGGGCUAAUUUUAGGGCAAAUGAACCACCCUUCACUUAUGUUGGUUCAUGCUUUAUGUAAUAAUUUUUGUGUUCUCAUUUAUGAAUGAAUGAGAAUGCUAUGUUUUUUUGUUUUA